Molecule: messenger RNA, 2368 nt
Organism: Girardinichthys multiradiatus
Lineage: Eukaryota; Metazoa; Chordata; Actinopteri; Cyprinodontiformes; Goodeidae
Gene: ngly1
Product: N-glycanase 1
Exons: 12
Coding region: 86-2011 (641 amino acids)
Biological process (GO): protein quality control for misfolded or incompletely synthesized proteins; glycoprotein catabolic process; protein deglycosylation
Cellular component (GO): cytoplasm; cytosol; nucleus
Molecular function (GO): peptide-N4-(N-acetyl-beta-glucosaminyl)asparagine amidase activity
Source: RefSeq, a predicted model, not a curated record
UCCUCAAGGACCCCAGGCGUAAGCAUUUUAGCUUUCAUUUGAAAGUAGCAGCAGCUACAUCUUCCUCCAGAUCGUUUAAAACAAAAUGACUCUGUCUCCAGCGGUCACAACACUGUGUGAGAACUCCAAUGAGGUCUUCCUGGACGCGGCGAAGUUGCUGCUUACAUAUGCGGACAACAUUAUAAGGUACCCCAAUGAAGAAAAGUACAGGUCUAUCCGCAUUGGCAAUCCCACUUUCUCCACCAAGCUGCUGCCAGUCAAAGGAGCUGUGGAAUGUCUCUUUGAGAUGGGAUUUGAGGAGGCCGAGACCCACUUGGUCUUUCCUCAGUCUGCAUCAGUGGAACAGCUGAAGCUCAUCAGGGAAUCUAUUGCUGCGGAGCGGGACCUGAGGAUGCGUGGGGGAUGUCCCGUCCAACCUGCUUCUCAGCCGGUUGUGGCCACAGCGUCAGCACCAGAGAGCUCUGCUGCUGCUUCCAGCCCACCAGCAGCUCCAGCAGCCCCAUCAACCCAACAGCCGUCAUCCAAGGAGAGCAGCAUGGGUUUGUUUGUGACUCUUCAGUCCAACUUCCAACAUGUGCUGCAGUACGAAAGCCUUGAGCUGCAGCUAAAAGCCAGAAGCACCAUCCCUCACCAAGAGCUGUCCGCCGCUGCUCAACAUAAGCUGAAGGAGCUGGAAGAGGCUGACCCAGAAUGUAAACUGGGAAUAGAAGAGUGUUUGGUGCUGGAGCUGCUCAGGUGGUUCAAACAGGACUUCUUCUCCUGGGUGGACUGUUUGCCCUGCAGCCGGUGUGGAGGUCCUACCAAACACGGUCAGGGUCUCAGUCCCACUGCUGAGGAACUCCGCUGGGAAGCUCAGCGAGUGGAGAACCACUACUGUCAGAGCUGCCGGCUCUCCACCAGAUUCCCUAGGUAUAACAAUCCUGAGAAACUUUUAGAAACCAGAAGGGGGCGCUGUGGAGAGUGGGCCAACUGUUUUACUUUGUGCUGCAGAGCUCUGGGUCUUGAGGCCAGGUACAUAUGGGACAGUACAGACCAUGUGUGGACAGAGAUCUACUCUGUGUCUCAGCAUCGCUGGCUGCACUGUGACUCGUGUGAGAACGUCUGUGAUAAGCCGCUGCUGUACGAGGUCGGCUGGGGAAAGAAACUGGCCUACGUUCUGGCUUUCUCCAAGGACCAGGUGGUUGAUGUAACAUGGAGGUAUUCCUGCAAACAUCCAGAGGUCUUGUCGAGGAGAACCAGGGUCCAGGAGGCUUGGCUGCUACACACUAUAAAUGGGCUCAAUGCUGCUAGACAGCAGUCCCUGAGUCCAGACAGGAAGAGAGAACUGACAGAGAGGCUGCUUGUUGAGCUGGUGGAGUUCAUUUCUCCAAAAAACCCCAAAUCUGGAGAACUGGGCGGCCGCAACUCCGGUUCUUUGGCCUGGAGGAUGGCACGGGGGGAAACCAGAGCGGCUGAUACAAAGGCGACCACACAGGCUGAAGCUUUUGUGUUUAUUCCGACUGAGGAAGAAAAGAAAGCCAAGUUGCUACACGUGCACUACAGUGCCCCCAAGGACCAAUACUGCCGGGUGUCUAGCUCCUCUGAAAUAAUUCCAAACUGGGAUCAGUGUGUGUGGACAAAGGAGUCCGUCUUCAGGAAAGUGGAGGAUGAUUGGAAGAUGGUUUACAUCACACGGACAGAAGGCUCUUCUGUGGGAAAAAUCAGCUGGAAGUUUGACUUUGCUCCAGCUGGAUUUAAGAUCGGUUCUGUUUCCAUCAUGGCCAGUAGCCACACGUUCCACUCUGGGAAAGUCUGUUGGAGCUUGCAGUCUGGGCAGAUAACAACUGAGUUUUCUGGCGAUGGGAGGCUACAGUCAUUUCCCAGUCUGUCUGGGUCUUCAGAGCUAAUUGUAGCAGCAGAGCUUAGCGGAGGAGAGGGGGAAACCUCAUGGCAACACUCUCAGUUAUUCAGACAAGGCUUGAAUGGUCAAGAGUCGUCAUUUGAAGUCAUCAUCCAACUACAAGAUUUAUAACCUUUGUUUUGACUUUAAAUGUGACAUUUUUUCACUAUGAAUUGUCCUGGUUGGUUUGGAGCUAAAUGAAUUAGUAUCUGUAGAUUAACAUUGUCAGAGAGAACAGUGCAAUAUUUAAACUGGCAUGUGGCCUGGGAAGAGAUGAACAGAUGGAUGGGUUUUCUUAUACCUCUUAAAUAUUUUUCAAUAUACUUUGGUUUGGGGCAUUAACUCAUGAAAUAAGUACAAAUGUAAUCAUAAGCCAUACAGUUUUGGAAUAUUUUCUGCCAGUUUUGAAAUAUAUUUACAAACUGUGUAAGGAGAACCCUGUCACAGCCUCUGUAGAUUUCCUUUUAGGAAUAAAAUAGUCUUUUUUGA